Molecule: messenger RNA, 2782 nt
Organism: Aplysia californica (California sea hare)
Lineage: Eukaryota; Metazoa; Mollusca; Gastropoda; Aplysiida; Aplysiidae
Product: ATPase ASNA1 homolog
Biological process (GO): post-translational protein targeting to endoplasmic reticulum membrane
Cellular component (GO): GET complex
Molecular function (GO): ATP binding; ATP hydrolysis activity
Source: RefSeq, a predicted model, not a curated record
GUGGUGAUGAUACACUGGAAUACGAACCAACGAUAAAAAAUGUUAUUGAACAGACAAGCCUCAAAUGGAUAUUUGUUGGUGGAAAGGGCGGUGUUGGGAAAACAACGUCAAGUUGUUGUUUGGCGGUGCAGCUUGCCAAAGUGAGAGAAAGUGUACUCAUCAUCUCCACUGAUCCGGCUCACAAUAUCUCAGAUGCAUUCAGUCAAAAGUUCUCAAAGGUUCCGACCCUGGUGCAGGGUUUCAACAACUUGUUUGCCAUGGAAAUUGAUCCAAAUUUAGGAUUCUCUGAACUCCCAGACGAGUACUAUGAGCAAGCUGACAUGAUGUCUAUGGGGCGAGGAAUGAUACAGGAGCUGCUUGGUGCUUUCCCCGGUAUCGAUGAAGCAAUGAGUUUUGCUGAGGUCAUGAGAUUAGUGAAGAACAUGAACUUCUCGGUUGUCGUUUUUGACACGGCGCCCACCGGCCACACUCUGCGUCUGCUUUCCUUUCCCUCUGUGGUGGAGAAGGGACUAGGGAAGCUUCUUCGGCUCAAGAAUCAGAUCAGCCCUUUUAUCAGCCAGAUAGCAGGGCUGAUGGGCAUGCAGGACCUGAACGCUGACCAGAUGUCCAACAAGUUUGAGGAGAUGUUGGCCACGAUACGACAAGUGAACACACAGUUCAAGAAUGCUGACCAGACGACGUUUGUGUGCGUGUGUAUUGCGGAGUUCCUGUCCUUGUAUGAGACAGAGCGACUGGUCCAGGAGUUGACCCAGUUUGGCAUCGAUACUCACAACAUCAUCGUGAACCAACUCAACUUUCUACGCAAGGGAGAGAAGACCUGCCGUAUGUGUGAGGCCAGACACAAGAUUCAGUCGAAGUAUUUGGACCAGAUUGUGGAUCUGUAUGAAGAUUUCCACGUGACGAAGCUGCCCUUGCUGCCAGAGGAAGUGAGAGGGGUGGACAAGAUCAAAGACUUCUCAGAAAACCUGACCAAACCGUACAGUCCAGAUUAACGUACAACGAUAAUAUCGAGUUUAUUAUUAAACUACAUGUGAUGCACUUUGGUCCUUUAGUAAAUUGUCUUUGCUUCUUUUUGCUUGUUGCAUUUAUUCCUUUUUUUUUCAGGUUUUUUUUUAUUUUUAAGAGAAUUCAUCCAUUGCUUGUGUGACUUGUUUUGACAGUUAGGUCCGCAAGGUAGGCCUACGUGGGGCUGAACAGUCGAAAUUGUUGAAAACACUUGUUGUGGCUUAAACAUUUUUUUUUUCCUAAUUUAGUCUCUAUUUUAGACUUAUUUGUCGAAGGAUCAAUUUGAAAAAUCUUGAAAGUAUACUGAAAAGCAUGUGUUUUAAGCAGUUUCAGAAAAUGUAUGUUUCUAUGGAGAUAUCCGUCAAGUUGUUUAUGGCGAAUAUCUGCGUAUUUGGCCUCGGACAGCAGUGGAGCAUUCCAAUUUUGAGCUAGUAUUUGUUUAGUUGAAUAUCUUAAUCAUUUGAAUUUGUUUAGUGAAAUAGAAUGAAUUUGACCUCUCUAUAACUGUAUAAAAAAUGUAAACUAUGAAAUGCGUACCUAGUGGGCCAAACCGUCAGGACUUGUCACAUAUUACUGUAAUGCCAAGAUAUUUAUUACAUUUUUUAGCCUUGUUAACAAUACUUGCCUAUUGUUGUUGGUGUUGUGUUUUUAUUGGGGGGGGGUUGUUUUUUUUUUUUGGGGGUGGGGUGGGGGUAGGAGCAUUGCUUAAAUUCUAAUCUUUAAAGUCAUUGAUGUCAACUGCACUUGGAAAGGAGACGCUACUUUGAAGUUUCUAUGAUUAUUGUAGUGUGAAGAGGAACUGAAUCUUUUUAUACGUCAAAAGAAAUCGAAAGUAUGAGCUGGACAACUGUGAUGAAAUGGGUGGAGUCUCUGAAUGUUUUCCUACCUACAAGAUGUCACAUGGUUUGAUUUUCCCUGGGCUGUGUUGGUUACCUAGCACAGUGGGGUCUACUUAAAUCUACUUAAAUCGAACAUGGUUUAUCUGAAAACAGAGGUACACCAAAAUAAUUUUUUUAUCUCCCCCUUUUUUUUUGCCGGCUGUUUGAGUAGCCUCUUUCAAUAAAAAACCCCAGCUCAGUGGAAGAAAACCCUGAAGUUUAAAUAAAGCGAACCUGCUUCUACUGGUCCGUUCUUGGUGACAGUUGAGACACUGCAGACUUUGUCCAAACUUACAAACACCAUCAGGGGUUACUUGAGGGUGAGGUCUGUUUAUGUCCAGUUUCUUGGCAUGAUUUGAGACAACUUGGUGAGCUCUGUCGUGAAACAUUUUUUCCAAUAGGAGUAGAUGUGGAGAUUAAGUCGGGACGUAACUCAUUACUUUGAAAAUGAAAUAAAAAUGCUGAAUCGCGUAGCUAUUGAGUGCUAGACAUUUGUGGAUAAUGUGUGAGCGCGGUCGUAAUGUAAAUUUUUAUUAAGUUACCAAAUUGUUUUUCUAACCGGUAAGGUUUCUUAUUUCUUUCUUCUUUUCUGUUUCAGUUUUUUUUUCUUCCAAGAGUAAGUUUGUGGGUGGUUGUAUAUUUCCGAUUGUUGUAAUUUGAGUUUGAUUUUUUUUGGAUAAGAUGCAGAUUUCCUCUUUUAAGUGUUUAGUUAUAAAUGUUCCUUUUUUCUGUGUACAGAGCAUUUACCCUGUUUUGAUAUCUUUUUUUUAGGUAUUUUUUUACUUUGGUUGUUUUUAAUUGAUUCUGUCCUUCUCUUUACACGAACAACCUAAAACAAAGCAAAUGCACCUGGACUUUACUUUGAUGUAAUAAAUGCCUUUAUGUGCUUUGGCUUCUCA